Molecule: messenger RNA, 1005 nt
Organism: Naegleria lovaniensis
Lineage: Eukaryota; Heterolobosea; Eutetramitea; Acrasida; Naegleriidae
Exons: 1
Coding region: 1-1005 (334 amino acids)
Biological process (GO): positive regulation of TOR signaling; COPII-coated vesicle budding; protein import into nucleus
Cellular component (GO): COPII vesicle coat; nuclear pore outer ring
Molecular function (GO): protein binding; structural molecule activity
Source: RefSeq, a predicted model, not a curated record
AUGAGCAGCCUUCCUUCAUCAUCUAUCAUGCCAUCCACAUCUCCAUCGUCGGCUUUACAUCAAACAGCUCCCGUUAAAACUUUCUCAUCCGACCAUCAAGAUAUGAUUCAUGAUGCACAGGCUGAUUAUUACGGAAAAAGAUUAGCAACAUGUUCAAGUGAUUGCACCAUCCGAAUUUUUGAUUUGGCUCCUGGUGCUACCGAACAACAAGAACCCAAAUUGUUGGAUGUGCUUACGGGACAUGAAGGUCCUGUUUGGCAAGUGAGCUGGGCUCACCCACAAUUUGGAUCGAUUUUGGCAAGUUGUUCCUAUGAUCAUAAAGUAAUAAUUUGGAAGGAAAAUCAACAAACUCACAAGUGGGCCAAAGUUUUUGAUUACAGACUCGACAGUAGCGUAAAUUCAAUCUCUUGGGCACCUCAUGAACACGGCCUUCAUUUGGCUAGUGCUUCUUCCGAUUGUCAAAUUACUAUCUUUUCCUAUGAUGAACAGAGUAAUAAUUGGAGAGUCUCAAACAUUAGAGAUGCUCACAAAAUUGGCUGUAAUUCUGUUUGUUGGGCUCCUGCAUCACACACUGGUGCCUUGGUUCAGCAACCUACUCAAGAUCAACCCGAAAGUAGCAAGUUUGUGAAGAGAAUGGUCUCCGGUGGAAGUGAUAAUCUCGUUAAAAUCUGGGAAUACAAUGAAUCAAUUAAUCAAUGGAAAGAUACCACACUGGAAGGACAUACUGAUUGGGUUAGAGAUGUAAGCUGGGCUCCAAAUAUUGGUCUUCCAUAUGAAACUAUUGCCUCUUGUUCUCAAGAUAAAACUGUAAUAAUUUGGACAAGAGACCAAAAUUCAAACCAAUGGAGUAAGCAAGUUCUUGCAUUCGAUAAUGUUGUUUGGAGAGUGAGCUGGUCAUUGACUGGAAAUAUUUUGGCUGUCUCUACAGCUGACAAUGAAGUUACAUUGUGGAAAGAAGAUGUCACUGGAAAAUACAAGAAGAUUAGCUCUCUCAGUGACAAGUAA